Messenger RNA from Mugil cephalus (flathead mullet), 2624 nucleotides. RefSeq names its product BTB/POZ domain-containing protein KCTD1. Gene Ontology annotation, molecular function: transcription factor binding; transcription corepressor activity. The coding region runs from base 560 to 1588 and encodes 342 amino acids. Gene Ontology annotation, biological process: negative regulation of DNA-templated transcription; protein homooligomerization. Lineage: Eukaryota; Metazoa; Chordata; Actinopteri; Mugiliformes; Mugilidae. Gene Ontology annotation, cellular component: nucleus. The record is from RefSeq and is a predicted model, not a curated record. The transcript has 5 exons.
UGUUGUGUAUAUUGAUAGUGUUGGUAGUGUAUAUUCUAUGGACAUGUUUGUCCAGCUGGUUGAGUAGGUUAGUAGUUUGUCACCGAUUGAACUUUGUGUGGCUGUUUUGUUUGAGGAGGGCUCAACCUGCUGAACAAAACUGCUCCUGAACAAAAGGCAGCAGCAUCGGUGGGGGGGAGGUGCGCAGAAAACACUGAUCCAAAUGGGCAAAGGCCAGCUGUGGAAGGUCCAGAUGUGCGUGUUAACCCGACUCACAUGACCAAACGAUCACCAUUCGGCGAGGCAUGAUUUGUUUUAUUGUGGAAAUGCGACGCGCAUACCUGCCACUGACACAGCGACAGCCCAAAAGAGCCGCGGGCGCUACAAUGCUAAUGUUGUCGGGGGCUUUGACUUCUCCCAGCCACUGCAACGACGCUGCUCCGUGUGACAGCCACGGCGCCGCUCUCUUCCCCCGGUGUUCGCCAUCCCGCCUUUCACGCCUCUUCACGUUUGGCACCUGUGCGCUGCUGGGGAAAAAAGCCACCGCGUCCUAUCUCCUCACCUUAAAGUCUGCGCGGUAAUGGACGAAACGGAUAUCAUGGACUUGACGCACCAGAAAGCGAGAAAGCGACCGCGUCCAAUCAGUUCCGUGGAUGAGUCCGUGCACGCUUCCCUCAAACGGCUCCCGAUCCGAGCGGCGGAGUGCAGGGACUCCUCGCUGAUGUACGCUGUCAGAGGAGAGCCCGUUCCCGCAGCAUCUCUCAAGCAAAAUGAUCAUUCGGUGACUUCCUCUCCAACCACAGUGAUGCCGGCGCAGGAUAAUCGCUCCAGCAUGUCCAGGCCCAUGAUCACACGGUCGCCAGUGUCCCCCUUGAGCAACCAGGGCAUCCCAACACCUGCACAGCUCACCAAGUCCAACGCCCCCGUGCACAUUGACGUGGGCGGACACAUGUACACCAGCAGUCUGGCGACCUUAACGAAAUUUCCAGAAUCCCGAAUUGGUCGCCUCUUUGAUGGCACAGAGCCUAUAGUCCUGGACAGCCUGAAGCAGCACUACUUCAUUGACAGGGAUGGACACAUGUUCCGCUACAUCCUCAACUUCCUCAGGACGUCCAAGCUCCUCAUCCCAGACGACUUCAAAGACUACAGCCUGCUGUUCGAGGAGGCACGAUACUUCCAGCUGCAGCCCAUGCUCGCCGAGCUGGAGCGCUGGCGCCAGGACCAAGAGCUCGGCCGGGUGUCUCGCCCCUGCGAGUGCCUGGUGGUGCGCGUGGCGCCCGACCUGGGCGAGAGGAUCACGCUCAGUGGCGACAAGGCCCUGAUCGAAGACGUGUUUCCGGAGAUCGGCGACGUCAUGUGCAACUCCGUCAACGCCGGCUGGAACCACGACUCCACCCACGUCAUCCGCUUCCCACUCAAUGGGUACUGUCACCUCAACUCUGUCCAGGUUCUAGAGCGUCUCCAACAACGAGGCUUCGAGAUUGCCGGCUCCUGCGGCGGAGGCGUGGACUCAUCCCAAUUCAGCGAGUACGUCCUGAGGAGGGAAUUGAGGAGGACAAGUCAGCGAGGACCCAAUUCAAACAGGAUAAAGCAAGAGCAGCUGGACUAGAGGCCUCCCGAGCAGUAGGAGGCGCUAGACUUUUCUGUGGCAGCCAAACGCUUGACGCUGCAGAGCUCUGUGGACUCUGUUUUUCUUCAUUUCCUUGUUGAUGUUUUUGUUUUCUUAAACUUGAGAACCAUCUAUAGAAUAAAAAUGAAGUGCAACAGGAGAUUUUUUGCCGUAAGAAGAUACAAGACAUUUGAUAAGUUUGAGAUUGCGAGGACAUUUGUGAUUGUCUAGCCCCCAUAAAAGCAAUUUAAAAAAAGGAUUUAUAUACGCUGGAUCCCCAAACAAAGUUUGUUUUAACACUUGGAGCCUACAUUAGGUUCAAUAUGAUUUCUAAUUUACCCAUAUAAAUUAAAAAAAAUAAGGUUUUUAUUGCUGGUGUAGUGUGUUGCAUAGCUUGUCACCAAUGACUUGGUUUUGUUGUCCAACUGGCAUAUUGGCCAAGUCUGUUUUUAUCCCUCAUUCUGAAAAGGUCACUGAAUGUCUCAGUUGUCAUCACCAUCUUUUUUCACAAUGAACAUGAUGUUUAAUAUUGUGAUACCAAUGAAGUGUUUUCAUUUUUGCUUCUUUUUUUUUCAUUUUUUUAUUUGGCACAUGCCAUUCAAUAGAGUUCAUCAAAAAUUUAACAUUCUAUACACAGUAAAAAAAAAAAAAGAAAGAAAAAAAAUUGUAAAUUAUUAAGUCACACCAUUUGCCUCAUCGGGGAGUAUGAACCACAAACCCCUGUGCGCUACCUUGGGAAUUAUUUAAUUGGAUCAUAAUAUUCCUCCGAGUCAUGACCUGUAAAUUAUCAUCGUAUAUGUGUUUGUGUUUUUUUUACAUUGAAUCUUUUUAAAGCAAAUUUGUUGCCUCAGACAUGACUGAACAGAUUAAAAGCUUACUGUACCACCCACUCCAAGAUCACUUUUAUUUGUAGCACAUAUUGAUAUGAAGUUGGAUAUAAAGUAUUUCUAAGAUGACUGACCCACCUACGCUCCUAAGAUUUGAGUAAAGAGGAAUGUAGCAAAAAAAAAGUGAAAUAAAUCUCAGCUAAACUUGU